This is a messenger RNA of Puntigrus tetrazona (Sumatra barb), 3118 nucleotides long. RefSeq names its product protocadherin gamma-A11-like. Gene Ontology annotation, cellular component: plasma membrane. Gene Ontology annotation, molecular function: calcium ion binding. Gene Ontology annotation, biological process: homophilic cell-cell adhesion. Lineage: Eukaryota; Metazoa; Chordata; Actinopteri; Cypriniformes; Cyprinidae. The record is from RefSeq and is a predicted model, not a curated record.
UUCUCGUUUCCACCCAUGCAUUUGUUUAUAUCUUGAUGUGCAGACUGGCAGCUAGUUCCAAACUGACUUUACCGACAACAUUUUUGUGACUAUAAAUCUUUUAAAAUUUUAUAUUAAACUGAUUAACGUGAAAAUGUUAUUCAGAAUUGCACAGACUAUAUAACUUUCUUCUAACACAGUCAAGUAUGUCUUUUUGGUGUGCCUAUGUGUGCGCGCGUGAGUCAGCUACAAUGAAUCGUACCUUUAUUAAUUAAGAACUGAAUAGUAAAGUGCUACAAUCCUCAGAAUUUACCUUUUAAAAUAAAAGCCCAAAUUUUUGCAGUUUAGUCACUGAUGGGCUUUUGAAUCAGGAGAAGGUCUCCGAAUAUAAUAUCACAAUAACAGUUACUUAUAGGAGCUCGCCUUCUUAGCGAAUUAUGUUUUUUUUCAGUGUAAUAUUUCUCUGAUGCACUAAGUGCCGCUGUUGAUCAGUUUGUUCGGGCUUUAAACAUUGUUUUUUAGACCCACCUCCACAGUCUUGCAUCACAUUCUGCAGAAUCUCUUUCAUUCAGACCAUCUCUGUUUAACAGUGAAACGUCGAGACGUUCCCUGUUUUUCUUUCGGAUGAAGUUUGCUAUUUUUCAGCUAUUCUGAAUAUUUAGUUUGUUGGAAUUUUCUCCUGAAGUGGACUAGAAGACUUGGAUUAUGUGGUUUCUUUGUUGUUUUUACGCCCAAAGAGGCGCUUGUUCUCCGCGCACUUCAUCGUGGCUAAUGCGGUCUCUCGUGCUGUGCGUCUUUGUCAUGACCGUUGCGCGCGGGCAGGUCCGUUAUUCUAUUCCAGAGGAGAUGACAAAGGGCUCGCUGGUGGGAAAUAUCGUUCAGGAUCUCGGGUUGGAUGUAAAGAGGCUGAAAUCUGGUCGAGCGCGGAUCUUUACGGAGGACAGUCGUGAGUACAUCGGUCUGAAUGUGGAUAAAGGGACUCUGAUAGUGAAAGAGAGGAUAGAUAGAGAGGAGCUGUGCGCCCAAGUGUCUCCCUGCUCCUUACAUUUUCAGAUCAUUCUAGAAAACCCCAUGGAGCUGCAUAGAAUUGACGUAGAAAUAUUAGAUAUCAACGAUCAUGCUCCUGUUUUCAUGAAAAAAGAGAUUACUUUUCAAAUAAGCGAAUCUGCUUUGUCUGGAGCUAGAUACUCAGUCGACAGCGCUAAUGAUCCUGAUGUAGGUCUGAAUUCUAUUCAGACGUAUAAAUUAACUCCAUCUGAUCAUUUCACCGUUAAAAUACCUGCUCAUCUCGAUGAUACAAAAUACGUAGAAAUGAUUUUGCAAAAACCCCUUGACAGAGAAACUGAAGACGAACACAAACUAAUUUUAACUGCAUUCGAUGGCGGAAACCCUCAAAAGACAGGCACGAUCAAAAUAAACGUUAUAGUUUUAGACGCAAAUGACAAUGCUCCUGUUUUCAGUCAGUCUGUCUAUAAAGCAUCUAUUCCAGAGAAUUUAUCUAAAGGAUCCACUCUCUUAAGGGUGAGUGCAACUGAUGAAGACGUGGGAUCGAAUGGAGAGUUAACGUAUUCUUUUUCACAGAGCAGUGAAAGCUUUUCUGGCCUUUUCAGCAUUGAUCCGAUUUCUGGAGAUAUCGCCGUUAAUGGUUUAUUAGAUUUUGAAAACAAAAAAUAUGAAUUAUAUGUCGAAGCAACAGACAAAGGAGGAUUAAGUGACACUAGCAAAGUACAAAUUGAAAUUACUGACAUAAACGACAAUCCUCCUAUAAUAAACAUAAUUUCAUUUUCAAACCCAGUGCCGGAGAAUUCAGCACUAGAGACUGUGAUAGCGAUGCUGAAUGUCAAAGAUUUAGAUUCAGGGAAAAACGGAAUAAUCAAGUGCUACAUUCCUCAGAAUUUACCUUUUAAAAUAAAAUCAUCAAGCCCAAAUUUUUACAGUUUAAUCACUGAUGAUCUUUUGGAUCGGGAAAAAGUCUCCGAAUAUAAUAUCACAGUAACAGCUAUUGAUGAAGGCUCGCCUUCUUUCUCUAUUAAUAAAACACUGACUCUGAAAAUCUCUGAUGUCAAUGACAACGCCCCUGUGUUUCAGAGUCAGUCAUACACCGCGUAUGUGAUGGAAAAUAAUUCCCCCGGAGUCUCUGUUUUAUCUGUUAAAGCGCACGACAAAGACUCUGGCAAUAACGCGCGUAUUUCCUAUUUUCUGGAAGAUAAUCUCGUGAAUGGAGUCUCUGCCUCGACCUUUAUUUCAGUGAAUGCAGAGAGCGGAGAGAUUCUCGCUGUUCGAUCGUUUGAUUAUGAACAAACAAAAGAAUUUAAGAUCCGCGUAAAAGCGCAGGACGGAGGCUCUCCUCCUCUCAGCAGCAACGUGAGCGUGAAAAUAAUCAUUCAGGACCAGAACGACAACGCGCCUCAGGUUCUGUAUCCGGUCCAGUCAGGCGCUUCUGUGGUGGCUGAAAUAGUGCCUCGUUCCGCAGAUGUGGGUUAUCUGGUGACUAAAGUGGUGGCUGUUGAUGUGGACUCUGGACAGAACGCCUGGCUCUCGUAUAAACUGCAGAAACACACAGACAGGGCGCUGUUUGAAGUGGGCUUACAGAAUGGAGAAAUAAGAACUGUUCGUCAAGUGACAGAUAAAGAUGCUGUGAAACAAAGACUCACUGUUGUAGUGGAGGACAACGGGCAGCCCUCUCGAUCAGCUACAGUCAAUGUUAACGUGGCGGUGGCGGACAGCUUCCCUGAAGUGCUCUCCGAGUUCACUGACUUUACGCACGACAAGGACUACAACGACAACCUGACUUUCUACCUGGUCUUGGCUUUGGCCGUGGUUUCGUUUCUCUUUAUCGUGUCCAUCAUCGCCAUACUGUCGGUCAAAUGCUACAGAUGGAGACGCGAGCGGAUGUUACAAAUCUGGAGCCAAUCUUCCGGUUAUUCCGUAUUAUCCUCCUCUUUACGCAGACGUAGGGGGCACGGGAACUUUACAGCACGUGUACAAUUAUGAGGUUUGCAGAACCACUGACUCCAGAAAGAGUGAUCUGAAAUACGGCAGACCUUGCAGUGAGAGCAUCAUUAGUCUGGACAGCAGCGGGACACAGACACUCACGCAUGCGCAAAGAGCAAACAUUAAUGAGAAUUCUUUUGAUCAG